Molecule: messenger RNA, 2944 nt
Organism: Panonychus citri (citrus red mite)
Lineage: Eukaryota; Metazoa; Arthropoda; Arachnida; Trombidiformes; Tetranychidae
Gene: Stt3B
Product: dolichyl-diphosphooligosaccharide--protein glycosyltransferase subunit STT3B-like
Exons: 11
Coding region: 261-2636 (791 amino acids)
Biological process (GO): post-translational protein modification
Cellular component (GO): membrane
Molecular function (GO): dolichyl-diphosphooligosaccharide-protein glycotransferase activity
Source: RefSeq, a predicted model, not a curated record
AUUUACAGGGUUAACCGGCCAAAGACACAUCACCAAAUUAAAUCAACAAGAAAAUACUUACAAUUAAAUGAAAUUAUUUGUUUAAUUGUUAAAUCUAAUUAGGACUAGUUGUGAUUAAUUAGUCAACCUUUGGCUUGACUUACCUUCCUAGUCAACCCCAGUGUUGUUGUCAUUUGAUUUUGUUUUGUUCUCUUCUCUGUUUUGGAUUUUUUCUUCUUCUGUUUCUAUGAAAAGAAAAUCAAUAAGAAAAAAAUAAAAUUAUGUGUCAAUUGGUGCGUUCAUCAUCUAUUCGGGAUUCCAUUUCUAAAAGUAAAAGUAAAUCAAAUGAAUCUCACUUGAUUGUUCGUAAAAGUUUAUUGAGAUUCUCUAUUCUUGGUCUUGCCUGGGUGAUUGCUUUCUGUUCACGUUUAUUUGCUGUCAUUCGUUUUGAAUCAAUUAUUCAUGAAUUUGAUCCAUGGUUUAACUAUCGAGCGACCCAUUAUAUGGUUAAACAUGGUUUCUAUAACUUUUUAAAUUGGUUUGAUGAGAGAGCAUGGUAUCCACUUGGAAGGAUUGUUGGUGGAACUGUUUACCCAGGGUUGAUGAUAACCUCUGGUUCCAUCCAUUACAUCCUGCAGCUAUUGAAUAUUUCAGUUCAUAUUCGAGAUAUCUGUGUAUUCUUAGCACCCGUAUUCAGCGGUCUUACGGCCAUUGCAACUUAUUUAUUAACCAAAGAAUUAUGGAAUGAAGGAGCCGGACUAUUCGCCGCUUGUUUUAUUUCCAUAGUACCUGGUUACAUAAGUCGCUCUGUCGCCGGAAGCUAUGAUAACGAAGGCAUUGCAAUAUUUGCUCUAAUGCUUACCUACUAUCUAUGGGUGAAAGCUGUCAAAACAGGAACCGUCUUUUGGGCUACUUUAUGUGCCCUUUCAUAUUUUUAUAUGGUCUCUGCUUGGGGCGGAUAUGUUUUUAUCAUCAAUUUAAUUCCUUUACAUGUUUUCUUUUUACUCUUAAUGGGAAGAUAUUCAACAAGGAUACACAUCGCUUAUACUACCUUUUUCAUCCUCGGUUUACUUCUUUCCAUGCAAAUUCCCUUCGUUGGAUUCCAACCUGUUCGAACAAGUGAACAUAUGGCAUCAGCUGGAGUUUUCCUUCUCAUUAAUGCUUAUGCGGCUAUAAAAUAUUUCCAAUCAGUUAUGACACGACAAGAAUUUAAAUAUUUCUUUCUCACUGCUACCGUAAGUGUUGGAUGUGUUGUAUUCGCUGGAGUUGUUGUCUUAACUUAUGCUGGUUAUGUUGCCCCUUGGAGCGGUCGAUUCUACUCUCUAUGGGAUACUGGUUAUGCUCGAAUUCACAUUCCAAUUAUUGCUUCAGUUUCUGAACAUCAGCCGACAACUUGGUUUUCCUUUUUCUUUGAUCUUCAUCUUCUUGUACCAACCUUUCCAAUUGGUCUCUUUUAUUGUAUCAAACAAGUCAACGAUGAAAGAGUUUUCAUCGCCUUAUAUGCCAUAACAGCUUCUUACUUUGCCGGGGUCAUGGUUCGUCUUAUGUUAACUUUAGCUCCAGUCGUUUGUGUAUUAAGUGCUAUUGCUUUCUCUGAGUGUUUCUACUUUACUUUACAAUCAGAUGAUAAACCAAAGGGUAACCGUAAAUCUAUCCAAGGAGGUGAUAAUGAGGAUAAAAGUGACAAUGAUGACAGUGAUGAUGAGAAAAAGAGAAACCUUUACGAUAAGGCUGGUAAAGUACGGAAAAUUAAAACUGAUGCUAACAAAGAUCUUGGAGUUGGUCAUAAUAUAAGAGCAAUCGUUUGGUUUGGUCUAUUUGCUAUGCUUGUGCUAUUUGUUGUUCACUGUACUUGGGUUACAGCUAAUGCUUAUUCAAGUCCAAGUAUUGUAUUGUCAAGUUAUGGUUCAGAUGGCUCUCGAGUAAUUCUUGAUGAUUUCCGUGAAGCAUAUUACUGGUUAUCACAAAAUACCGCUGACGAUGCACGAGUUAUGUCUUGGUGGGAUUAUGGUUAUCAAAUUGCUGGAAUGGCUAAUCGAACAACGUUAGUUGAUAACAAUACUUGGAAUAACAGUCACAUCGCUUUGGUUGGUAAAGCAAUGGCCUCAAAUGAAUCUGCUGCUUACUCAAUAAUGAGAUCUCUUGAUGUUGAUUAUGUUCUGGUUAUUUUCGGAGGUGUCAUCGGUUAUUCUGGUGAUGAUAUUAACAAAUUCUUAUGGAUGGUUAGAAUAGCUGAAGGUGAACACCCUAAAGAUAUUAGGGAAAGCGAUUAUUUCACUGAGCGAGGAGAGUUUAGAGUUGACUCGGCGGGCUCACCAACACUUCUUAACUGUUUAAUGUACAAACUAAGCUAUUAUCGCUUUGGAGAUUUACAGAUCGAUUAUCGAGCUCCGGCUGGAUUUGAUAGGACCCGAAAUGCUGAGAUUGGUAAUAAAGAUAUUAAAUUAGAACAUUUGGAAGAAGCGUAUACAACCGAACAUUGGCUUGUAAGAAUAUAUCGAGUAAAAGAACCCGCUAAUAGACCAAGAAUUCGUUAUCCUGACAGAAAAUUGAAACCGAAAAAUAUAUUUUCCAGUAAGAAGACGAGCCGAAAACGAAAAGGAACCAUAAAGGAUAGACCGACGGUCGUUAAAGGAAAGAAAAACACUGCAACUUAAUUUAACUAAAAUUGGAUUUACAAUUAACUAAAUAAAUUUCCUAACACAAAGAAAAACACACAAAAAAAGACGGGAGGAUAAUAAGCAACGGAAUAUGUUUGAUUUUUGUCAUGAGAAUCAAUAAGAUUUUGAGUGCCUCGGGCAAUCUUUUUUUUUCAAUUUCAAUUGAAAGUUAAUAGUUAAUUUUAUACAAUUUUUUGUGGUACCAAUCCAAGAUCAUUGAUUAACGGACUGCUUUAACGAAGCAAAAAUGGAAUAGAUUUAUUAAAAAAAUGAUAAUAAUUAAAUUAACAAUUUACACAAAAAUA